AUGCGGUUCAUAAAGAUUAUUUUAAGCUGUUGUUGCGUAUUUAGUGGUCACUUUUCAAAUGGAAGCAGCAUUCACACUUCAGAAAUCAAAAGGCGCCUCAUCAAUCAUACGAUGGAAUUGAUUGAUAAAAGUUUUAAGAAUAAUAUGAACCCAGUGAUAAUAACUUCUGACCUAGUUGAUGACCAAGUUGUAAAUGGAAAUAUCGAUAAUGUAAAUCCGCUGAUUGUAGUGAAUAGUGAUUUCAUUGGUGCAAAAAUUAAAGGGUAUCAUCCCAGCUAUCCUAUGUAUAUCCUCAAAUUUGAAUCUGACGAGAAGCUGAUAAAGUUUAUUUUUCGGUUUACUCAUUCAACAAUCUGGAAUGUAAAGUCACCAAUUUUCAUUCUCGACAUUUCUGAAAGGCCUCAUGAUGUAAAAGCUAGUUGGGUUCUUAAGUUUCUCGGAAGGUUCGAAAUAUUGGUAUCAUACUACUUGUGUUAUGAUAACGAUAAAGAUUCAACCAUAGUCUACACUCUGAACCCUUACUCACAAUAUGCUCCACGACCAUGGAAACAAGUUAAAUUAGCAGAUAGCAAUAGAAAAACAAAUUCGACACUACUCAGUUUGCAGUAUCCGAAAGAUGUAAAGAAAAGCCACAAAAAUGUUUAUUUUGAUAAAAAUAAAUACUUAAAUGGUCAUACAAUAAAAUUAUUGGAUUCUCUAAACAUACAAAAUUCAACCCAACAGGAUGAACAGAAUGAAAUUGAUGAGUAUAUGAAACUCAUUAAACAGUUUAAAGACGUCAAAUUGACUUCACUACCUGAUUAUAUCAAAGUAAAUACGUCAAUUCAUGUUAUUGAGAACGAUCUUAGUUCAUUAAUAAUAAAAAUGGGUUUCGAUAAUAGGCUUUUUACUUCUCAGUAUGAUGCGCAUAACCAAAUGACUCAAUUGGCUGAUAUAAAUUAUAAUUUUAAUGACUUUGUGACGCAGUACCAGGAAUUACACUUUUCAAUUAUCACGAAAAAGACUGAUUAUUUGACGGCAAUCACUGAAAUCGACGUAAAUCUUAAUUUUAUCGUCAACACAAUCUUGGUGUUGUUGCUAAUUGCAGUGUUGAUAAUAAUGAACAACAAAUAUCACGUGAGCCAAGGAAUUAUGGACGUUGUGAGUAUGUCAAUGGGCAUGGGAAUAAUGUCUCCAAUAGAACGUCUUUCAAUGAGGAUCGUCUAUUUCUUCGGAUUUUUAUUUAUUUUUGUAGUGAUGCCCGAAUUCCAAGGACAAAUCUCGGCAAUUCUAUCUAAACCAGCGCGACGUAAUGUCGAGACUCUACAGGACUUGUUUAACAACAAGUAUCACGUGUUUUACGAUGGAAACUUAGAAAAAGACAUGAUUAACGAAAACUUGUGGGUGACCAAAAAGGACCAAAAAUACUUGCAUCCAUCUAAUGAUCUUGAUCUGAAAAAUUGUGUGAAAGAAGCCCAACGGAAUUCAACUAUUGCUUGUAUUAACUCGAUUGACUGGCAACUUUAUUACGUUUUAGAGUUAAAAAAUCUUCAUCUAUCAAAGGAAAGUAUUUUCAAAAAAUACUUCGUGUUUUGGACAAAGAAGAACUGGGCUCUGAAGGACAAAAUUGACAAAGCUCGUUCUAUUCCGGUGGAAACAGGAUUAAUUAACCACUUUUUUGAGGAGAGAAUUAAGAAAGAUCGGAAAAUAAUAAAGAAGAUGGAGAAAAUCAAGGAAGCUGAAAACUAUGAACGAGUCGACUUUGAAAAUUUAGUGUUUUAUUUCAUUUUGUUUGCGGCAAUUUUGCUGUGGAGUUUGGUCAUUUUUGGAAUUGAACUUCUUGUUCACCGCAAUUACUUGAAAUAUCUGAGAGAGCAAGCGGAGCGACGAAAGUUCAUAGAGCGAUUGAGAGCACGUCCAUAA
Molecule: messenger RNA, 1902 nt
Organism: Cotesia congregata
Lineage: Eukaryota; Metazoa; Arthropoda; Insecta; Hymenoptera; Braconidae
Source: the annotation of a GenBank genome assembly